Anarrhichthys ocellatus (wolf-eel) is the source of this 1518-nucleotide messenger RNA. It is a transcript of the gene rnaseh2b, whose product is annotated as ribonuclease H2, subunit B. The record is from RefSeq and is a predicted model, not a curated record. Gene Ontology annotation, cellular component: nucleoplasm; ribonuclease H2 complex. Lineage: Eukaryota; Metazoa; Chordata; Actinopteri; Perciformes; Anarhichadidae. Gene Ontology annotation, biological process: RNA catabolic process. Bases 539 to 1459 code for a protein of 306 amino acids. The transcript is spliced from 11 exons.
GACACCAAACCACAAUUUCUGAAAUAUCAGCUAAGUGACAAGGAGGUAAACUGUGCAGGGCGAACCUCGGGUGUUACCAUGUAAUUAUUAUCACGAUUCUUGAGCGGCCUCUAGCGGCCGAACAUGUGAACUGCAGGUUGACAUGACGUCACCGCGGAAUGUUCCACUUAAUUAAAAACAGGGUGAACGGGGUGAAUUAGAAGACUAUUACGGUGUGUUUUUAGUCCCCUUCUACGCAUAUUUCAUUGCAGAAAUAUUUAUUUGUUCUCAAAAACGUGUUGAGUGUAGCUUGUUCUUAAAGAUAAUGAAGAAAAUGAGCUAACAGCGUAAUAAUGAAAGUCUCGUUUUCUCCUGUGAGACGAACGCAGAAAGUGCUCAGAGAGAGAGAGGCGCCUUUUUUCUGAGCUCAUGUCUUCAGGCAAAAACGAGCCCUCACGUUAAGUAGUCCGACACUUAAAGCCAAAAACAAACAUUCAUUUUUACAGCAAUAGCGAACCACUUCAACAGAAAUUCACCAACUUAAGCGGAAUCGUACAACAUGGCUACUAAAAAGAAGCGAACGCAAAAUGUGCAGAAUAACAAUUGGGUAGUCAUUGCUGCAGACUCUUCCAUCGACUCACAGAAGCACGACAGUGAACCAGCUUUUGUGAGACUGAGGAAUCCCUCCACAGACGCAACAUCUCUGUAUAUGCUGAGCAGUGGUGACGUACAGCUGUUUGAGGUCAAAGCAUUUGAAGAAGAUUUCCACUCGUGGUUUGUUGGCCAGACUGUACAGAGAGAUGGGAGACUUCUCUUCGUAACACCAAUGGAUCCUCUCUAUCUAAUUAUGCCCUAUUUGAUCAAAUCUGGCAAAGAGGGGAAGUUCCAGCCUGUGGAUCAAGUUGUUGUGGAUGAGGAAUUCCCAGCCUGCUCAAGGCUGCUGCGCUGCACACGUUCCCUGGCCUCGCUGCACCACAUUGCCGAGGAAAAAGAGGUGGGAAAACAGAGGUUCCACCAAUACAGUCACGAGAAGACGAUGAAUUGGUUGAAGAAAAAGGUGGAGAGGACAGUCGGUUUGCUCAAGGGGAGAAAUAUCUCUGUGGGAGAAAGAGUCAAAUCCACAACAUACAUCAGAGUGAAGUCAGAGUCGGACUACCACGACGAGGACUACCUACGCUAUGCUCACGGCCUGAUAUCAGAGUACCUCAGCGAAGACCUGAGCAAAGCCCUCCUCAAACACUUGCAGUUACCAGAGCUCACGAGCCCAAAGGAGACAGAACCUCCUUCCAAGAAGCGGAAACUUUCAGACAAGCCAGUGGAGGCCGAAGAGGACUAUACCAAAUUCAACAGUGCAGACUUUGCACGGAAACCGCCCAAGAAGAUGACUGCGGCUCAGAAAUCUCUGGCCAAGGCGGACAAGACCGGCAUGAAGACUAUGUUCUCCUUCUUCAGUCCCAAAGCCAAAGCAGAGAAGAAAUGAAUGUUGUGUAGUUUCUGGUUUUGUAUAUGAAACAUUUGUAAUAAAGACAAGAAAAUGUA